This is a messenger RNA of Toxorhynchites rutilus septentrionalis, 570 nucleotides long. RefSeq lists its product as uncharacterized. The record is from RefSeq and is a predicted model, not a curated record. Bases 1 to 570 code for a protein of 189 amino acids. NCBI's taxonomy places the organism in Eukaryota, Metazoa, Arthropoda, Insecta, Diptera, Culicidae. The transcript has 2 exons.
AUGGGCAAGUCUGCCACGAUAGCUGGAAUUUUGCCACGCUCGUGGAACGACAUUCUGGUGUCGAUCGUAAAACGUGGUGUGGCGUUUUCCAAAACAGGUGGCACAGAAACGAUCGGGUUCGACGGGUUCAAGGCCAUGUCGGGAUCGAUCAGGCCAGUGUUCUACGCUGCACUUCUCAAGGGUGACGCCGAGCUAGAAAGAUUGCAAGAUAAAGUAAUUAUUUCAUCAGUUCAAUUCUCCAACUGGGCGACCGCCAUCGUGGUUGCCCGCAAGGCUGACAACCUCUCCGUUCGUGUCUGUGGUGAUUACUCUACAAGUCCCAACGACGCGCUGGAAUCCGAUUGCCAUCCUUUGCCGAAUCCGGAAGCUAGCUGGUUCCCGCUUUCCCGCAACGACCUCUCAGACGUAUACUUCCAAGUAGAAGUCGAAGAGGAAUCCCGUAAGAUGCUGACAGUCAACACUCAUCAAGGAUUGUUCAAUUACAACCGUUUGCCGCCCGGAAUCAAAUCCACCCCUGGUGCUUUCCAGAGGAUCAUCGACAGCAUAACAGCAGUCAUUCCAGGUGUCUAA